This is a messenger RNA of Colletes gigas, 9479 nucleotides long. It is a transcript of the gene Ufd4, whose product is annotated as E3 ubiquitin-protein ligase HECTD1. Gene Ontology annotation, molecular function: metal ion binding; protein binding; ubiquitin protein ligase activity. Gene Ontology annotation, biological process: anatomical structure development; proteasome-mediated ubiquitin-dependent protein catabolic process; protein K63-linked ubiquitination. The record is from RefSeq and is a predicted model, not a curated record. NCBI's taxonomy places the organism in Eukaryota, Metazoa, Arthropoda, Insecta, Hymenoptera, Colletidae. Gene Ontology annotation, cellular component: nuclear speck.
UUCAAUUUCAGGAUUAGUUCGGUAUAACUCGGUGCAUUCAUCGUGGUUCAUCGCUAAUUGGCUGUACCAUUUUACUGCCAUGCUGCCACUGUUCUUUGUUUCAGCCACGAGACAAAUAGAAGCCUAUCUAAAAGAGAAGAGAAUGCGUUUGACGUUCUGUAUUCCCCUCAAACGGAACGAAUUAUUGGACCUUUGCAUAGGUAUAUAUAUAUGUGUGUAAUCGUAAUAGCGUGAGAUUCCAUGAAAAUCUGCCUAGCAUCGUCUCAUCAACGUGCGCACAUAUGAAAAUACGACUUUCAAGAGAGUUGCGAGUGUGGUACCGAACUAUACUCUAAACGUCGCGUAAAUGGCGAAAUAUAUACGACGACACUAGGGCAAAGUGAGAUCUUUUCGUUCGGAGGAGUGCUUUGUCAGUCCGUUGGUCCGAUCAGAUUUUUGUGUCGCUGACGGACCAAGUACGACGACACGGUUACGUUGUUUUUCGAAGUGGAAAACGACACGUCUUUGGAAGGAUGGCGACCUGACCCCUUCCGAAUAAUGGAAUACUGUGCACAACGAUUGUCAGUUUGAAAUACGUUCAAUUGGUGCUAUUAAGCUUACAAGAUGACUGAUGUUGAUCCUGAAACUUUAUUGGAAUGGCUUAGUAUGGGCCAAGGAGAUGAAAGAGACAUGCAGCUAAUUGCUCUAGAGCAAUUGUGCAUGUUGCUGCUUAUGUCUGAUAAUGUUGAUCGAUGCUUUGAAUGCUGUCCUCCACGCACAUUUCUUCCUGCAUUAUGUAGAAUCUUUUUGGAUGAACUUGCACCGGAUAGCGUUUUAGAAGUAACUGCUCGGGCUAUUACAUAUUAUUUGGAUGUUUCUGCAGAAUGUACUCGCAGAGUAGUAGCUAUGGAAGGUGCUGUAAAAGCUAUUUGCAGUCGCCUAUCUGGAGCUGGAUUAGGUUCCAGAACUAGUCGGGAUUUAGCUGAACAGUGCAUAAAGGUAUUAGAACUUGUUUGUGCAAGAGAAGCUGGUGCUGUAUUCGAAGCUGGUGGCCUUCCAUGUGCCUUGUGCUUUAUUCGAGAGCAUGGAGCUCGUGUCCACCGGGACACAUUACAUUCUGCGAUGGCUGUAGUUACCCGUUUAUGCGGAAAAGUGGAACCUCAAGAUAAAUCAUUACCGGAUUGCGUUGAAGCUUUAUCGACGUUACUUAGACACGAAGAUGCACAUGUAGCUGAUGGAGCGCUUCGUUGUUUUGCAUCGUUAGCUGAUAGAUAUUCACGGAGAAAUACAGAUCCGGCUCCAUUAGCAUGCAAUGGAUUAGUUUCCGAACUCUUACAUAUAUCUAUUUAUGUUCACAAUUUCUCGCAAAUCACUUGCAGCAUUGCAUAUGUAACAUCUUCUUGCAGGCUAUCCAAUGCCGCAGGGCCUGGCACAUCUAUAGCAGUUACUUCUGGAAAUCCAAAAACACCUCCCCCUUCUAGUACCGCAUCGACGAUUCCUGCUCCAGAAGCAAAUUCUUGUGCUUCUGUUUCUACUAUAAUUAGUCUUUUGUCAACACUUUGUAGAGGAUCACCUUCUAUAACUCACGACCUCCUACGUUCCGAAUUACCAGAUGCGAUCGAAAAAGCUUUAAAAGGAGACGAGCGAUGCGCUCUCGAUUCUAUGAGAUUAGUCGAUUUAUUAUUGGUUUUGCUAUUCGAAGGCAGGUCGGCGUUAGGUCGUAAUACAACGGGAGGUCAACCAGGCCCUUUGUUACCACGAUUCAGGCGUAUGGACAGUGCCGGAGAAAAGUCUCAUAGACAAUUAAUCGACUGUAUUCGAUCAAAAGAUACAGACGCGCUAAUAGAAGCUAUAGAUUCUGGAGGCAUCGAAGUAAAUUUUAUGGACGAUGUUGGGCAAACGUUGCUCAACUGGGCAUCCGCUUUUGGAACUCAGGAGAUGGUUGAAUUUUUAUGCUACAGGGGAGCAGAUGUUAAUAAAGGUCAAAGGUCGUCUAGUUUGCAUUAUGCUGCUUGCUUUGGGAGACCAGCUAUUGCUAAAGUAUUGCUUAAGUACGGGGCGAAUCCUGAUUUACGCGAUGAAGAUGGGAAAACACCAUUAGAUAAAGCCAGAGAACGCGUUGACGAAGGGCACAGAGAAGUGGCAGCUAUAUUGCAAUCCCCUGGAGAAUGGAUGUUACCGAAUCAAGAACACAGAAAGCCAGAAACGGAAACAGAAUUCACGGAACCAAAAGGUGAUCCCGAAAUGGCACCAGUAUAUUUAAAACGGCUCUUGCCGGUAUUUUGUGCGACAUUUCAAUCGUCUAUGUUGCCCAGUGUUAGGAAAGCCAGUUUAAGUUUAAUUAGAAAGAUGGUGCACUAUAUUCAACCAGAAUUACUUGUUGAAACAUGUGGUUCUGAUAGAACAGGAGGUUGUGGAGCUAUGCUCGUGGAAGUGAUUGCCAAUGUGCUGGAUAACGAGGAGGAUGAAGACGGACACUUAGUGGUUUUACAAAUGAUACAAGAUUUGAUGAUAAAAGGCAAAGAUGAAUUUCUAGAACAUUUUGCACGUCUGGGAGUCUUUUCGAAAGUGGCCGCAUUAGCUGGAUCGCAAGAGAUCACGCCGGAACCGGAAAUCGAAACGAGUCAGUCCGGAGAAGAGCAAAGAAUGGAAGAUGCGAAAGAGCUUUUGGUCGGAAGAGCUUAUCAUUGGAGAGAUUGGUGCAUCUGCAGAGGACGCGAUUGCUUGUACGUUUGGUCCGAUGCAGCAGCUUUAGAAUUGUCGAAUGGAAGUAACGGAUGGUUCAGGUUCAUACUCGACGGGAAAUUAGCAACAAUGUACUCCAGCGGAAGCCCCGAAGGCGGAACCGACACCUCAGAGAAUCGUGGUGAAUUUUUGGAAAAACUGCAAAGAGCGCGUAACCAAGUAAAACCAAAUUCGGCGAGUCAGCCUGUGCUGUCGCGUCCCGGUACGACUCGACUGGUCGUAGGAAAUUGGGCAUUAUCCAGCAGAAAGGAAAGCGAAUUGUGUAUACAUAAUAGCGACGGUUUGCAACAAGCAACUAUUUUAAGAGAAGAUUUGCCAGGUUUUAUUUUUGAAUCGAAUCGAGGUACAAAGCAUUCCUUUACGGCAGAAACAAGUUUGGGUCCAGAAUUUGCAGCAGGUUGGGCUGGCAAAAGAGGCAAGAGAUUAAGAUCUAAGAUCGAGGCCAUUAAACAGAAAGUUAAAGUACAAGCUCAGGAUAUUUAUGAACGUUAUUUCAAGGCUGCUCAGGCACAGCCGCGCGGAGUGGUCGCUAAACUGGGAAUAAUUGUUAGUCAAAUAGAAAAAGCUUGUCAAAAGCAACAGUCUGGAAACCGCGAAUGGCGUAAUAUAUUACAAAGCGCGCUAGAGGAACUUAAAAUUUUGUUAAACGAGGAAGGAAGAGUGUCUGCGUAUGAGUUACAUUCUAGUGGUCUGGUACAAGCAUUGCUUGCUCUAUUAGCGGCUCCACCAGGACCACAACCACCAACGUUGAGAGCCACGAAGCUCAGAAUGCAACGAAUAGCAGUAUUCAAAAAUUGUUUCCACACGGCGGACAUUAAUAAAGAAUGCAACUCCGCUAAAAUUCUAGUCCAUAAAUUGGUUUCAGUCUUAGAGUCUAUUGAAAAAUUACCCGUGUAUUUGUACGAUACGCCAGGUUCCGGUUACGGUUUACAAAUUUUAACUAGAAGAUUGCGUUUCCGUUUAGAGAAGGCAGCUGGCGAAAGCUCUCUAAUAGAUAGAUCUGGCCGGAGUUUAAAGAUGGAACCGUUGAGCACUAUACAGCAGCUAGAGAAUUAUUUAUUAAAGAUGGUAGCGAAACAGUGGCACGAUCACGACAGAUCGACAUUUACAUUCGUGAAGAAACUGAGAGAGGUAAAUAGAAUUACUUUCAAGUAUCAGUACGACUUCGAUGAGAACGGUUUGUUGUAUUGGAUCGGUACAAAUGCAAAGACUUGCUCCGAGUGGGUGAAUCCCGGACAGUACGGUUUGGUUGUUGUUACAUCGAGCGACGGAGGAAAUCUGCCGUAUGGUCAUCUCGAAGACAUUCUAAGUCGCGAUCCAUCGGCGUUAAAUUGCCACACGAACGACGACAAGCGCGCGUGGUUUUCAAUCGAUUUAGGCGUUUGGAUCAUACCCACUGCAUACACAUUGAGACACGCCAGGGGCUAUGGCAGGAGUGCAUUGCGAAAUUGGACGUUUCAAGCAUCGAAGGACGGUGUAAGAUGGACUACUCUGUACGCUCACGUGGACGAUUCGUCGUUGAAUGAACCUGGCAGUACAGCCACUUGGACGUUAGAGCCGCCGAUCGACGAAACGCAAGGCUGGCGCCAUUUACGGUUACAACAAAUUGGGAAGAACGCUUCCGGGCAGACGCAUUACUUGUCCGUGUCCGGAUUCGAAGUUUACGGCGAAGUUACCGGCGUUUGCGAAGACUUCGGACGUGCAGCUAGAGAAGCGGAGCCUGGAGUACGGAAACAACGGAGAUUAAUCAAGGCUCAAGUAAUUCGUCAUUUCGUCGCUGGCGCUAGAGUAGCUAGAGGCUUGGAUUGGAAGUGGAAAGAUCAAGAUGGUGUGCCGCCGGGAACAGUAACAGGGGAAUUACAUAACGGUUGGAUAGAUGUAACAUGGGAUCACGGUGGUUCCAAUUCUUACAGAAUGGGUGCAGAAUUAAAGUACGAUUUAAGAUUAGUAGGUAUCGGCCUUGAUACAGAUAGCGAAACGAAAAAUAAAAGCGGCGGUGGAGUUUUAACAGGACGAAAGUCUAGUAGCACUCCUAGUUUACCAGAUUGCACCGAUACCGCAAUGCGUAGCUCGGUAGCGUCGACGGAUCAAGCAGCAAGCGCGGACAAUCUGGCAGCUAAGCAGGCUGCUGAAUCGAUAGCAGAAAGUGUGUUGUCGGUUGCUCGCGCUGAGGCGGUUGUUGCUGUAACCGGUGAAGGUGGGGCAAAUUCAACGAGUGAAUUGUCUGUUGUAUUACAUCCAAGGCCUGACACUACCGUGACAAGUGAUCUGGCAACAAUCGUUGAGAGUCUUGCCCUUAAUACUGUCCGUUCCGCCAAUAGUAACAGCAAUCGUGCAUCUAGUAGUUCAAAACCACUGUUUGCUACCGUGCGAGGGAAUAAGCAAGGGGCAAGUUUAAUGGGUUUGGAAGCUGCUGAACCACUGGACCGUGUCAGAGAAGGAGCUGAUAGAUUACGCAAUAACACUAAUAGCUUUUUAAGCGGAGAGUUACUUAAUUUUGUGCCUGUAAGAAUCAGCGUAUCGGGCGAAUCGGAGGAGAACUCAUUGAGGAUUAAACCCGUUCAAAGACAUCACUCCGGAAUUGCUGAUGCUGCCAAAGAAUGCAGUCGGGACAAAGAGGCUAGCUCAUCGACGCAAAAUACAACAGGAGGGUGUCCUGUUGUUGUUACCAAUCCCAUGUCUGUGUCUGUCCCCAACCUUGCUUGUUCAGAUGCUAACAAUGCUUUGGAACCAACAAGUGCUACUGGUUUAUUGGAAACUUUCGCGGCAAUGUCUCGGAGACGAACAUUGGGACCUACAGGCGGACAACACAUUGCUUCCAAUUCUAAUACUGGUUCUAUUUCACGCGGAUCUGCUUGCGUAUCGACUUUAGUUCGACUCGCUCUCAACUCUAAUUUUCCUGGCGGCUUACUGAGCACAGCUCAAAGUUAUCCGAGCUUGACCAGCAGCGGUCAGGUAGCUGGUAGCGGUGUUACAACAACAACUGGACCUGGCUUAGGACAAGCACUAACAAUGUCAUUAACUAGUACAAGUAGCGACAGCGAACAGGUGAGUCUUGAGGACUUUUUGGAAUCUUGUAGGGCAGGAGGCGGACCAACCCUUUUGACCGAAUUAGAAGACGAUGACGACGGCGUUCUCGAAGAAGAAGAGGAUAACGAUGAGAAUGAUCAAGAAAAUGAAGAAGAAGGAGAUGGCUGCGAAGCUGAUUACGAAGAGGUAAUGGUAAGUCGUAGCCUGUUGGCCGCAUUUAUGGAAGAAGAAACCCCUCAAAGUAGUAAGAGGCGCGCCUGGGAUGACGAGUUUAUUUUGAAACGUCACUUCUCAGCGUUGAUUCCUGCUUUCGAUCCACGACCUGGACGAACAAAUAUUAAUCAGACCACAGAUUUGGAAGUUCCGUCACCUGGCAGUGAAACUCAAUCAAGCGCGCGCGUAGGAUCAUUGCCUAUGCCGAGGCUUGCUUUAAAAUUGAAGGGCCCAGGACUUCCAAGCGUGCCAGACGUUGAAUUACCACUCACAGAACCACACUCUAGUAUCUUUCAAGCUGUACAGGAAUUAAUGCAAUUGACAGAAUUAGGCAGCCGGCAAGAAAAACUACGAAGAAUAUGGGAACCAAUUUACACUAUAAUAUAUAAAGAAGCUAGGGACGAGGAAUCGUCCGGUAGGGCAACUCCCAUUGUAACACUGUAUUCUCGCAAUACAGCUCAAAAUUCUUCAGUAUGUACCGUAGAAGAUGUAUUGCAACUCCUACGACACGUUUACGUAUUAAGUACUACUCGCGACGACUGUAAACACAUCGAUUACGAAGAGUCCGAAGAGUCAAUGUGUUGGGUUCAUCCAGACGACUUUACUUCGAAGAAAAUCACAAAUAAGAUAGUACAACAAAUUCAAGAUCCUUUAGCACUGGCAGCUGGAGCGUUACCGAACUGGUGCGAAGAAUUGGCAAGGAGUUGCCCGUUUUUAUUACCAUUCGAAACCAGACGGUUAUAUUUUUGUUGCACCGCGUUCGGUGCAUCGCGAUCCAUCGUGUGGCUUCAGACUUUAAGAGAUGCUGUCCUCGAACGACAAAGAGCACCUGGUUUAAGUCCGCGACGCGACGACAGUCACGAAUUUCGCGUUGGCAGACUUAAACAUGAAAGAGUCAGUGUACCUAGGGGAGAGAAAUUACUAGACUGGGCGGAACAAGUACUGAAGGUACAUGCAAGUCGAAAGAGUAUAUUAGAAGUUCAGUUUGUCGGUGAAGAAGGAACUGGUCUUGGACCAACAUUGGAAUUCUUCGCGUUAGUCGCUGCAGAGUUGCAACGCAAAGAUCUAGGCUUGUGGCUAUGCGACGAUGAAGAAUCACCCGAUACGGAACAGUCUCGAGUUUCCGGAGAACAAGUUCGACCUGCAGGUUAUUAUGUGACUCGACCAAGUGGAUUAUUCCCGGCUCCGUUACCGCAAGAUUCCGCGGCUUGUGAUCGUGCUGUCCGAUACUUCUGGUUCUUGGGUGUAUUUUUGGCGAAAGUUCUACAAGAUAAUAGAUUAGUUGACUUACCGUUGUCCCGUCCUUUCUUAAAAUUAAUGUGUCACGGAGAUAUUACGAAUAAUGUAAAUGAAAAAAUUGGCCUUACUGGUGUCACGCAAGAAAGUAUGUCAUCCAGUAUGUCGAGUAGUUUCAUAUCAGAGGAGGGUGAAGCCGAUGCAGCGUACUCGACGUUAGAACCUUCCCCAUGGUAUGCUGGUUUAUUGGACAUCGACGAUCUCGUAAUCGUGGACUCGAUAAGAGGUGAAUUCUUGAAAGAAAUACAAACUGCAACUUCUAAACGCGACAGAACGUUCUCCGACGGUCGUAGCUCCGCCGACGAAGACACAUCUCUUUAUAUUACCCACACAUCUGGAAUGUCAGUGCCUAUUGAAGACUUGGCUCUAACAAUGACAUAUUCUCCAAGUUCUAAAAUCUUUGGACACGAUCAGUUAGAGUUGGUGGAAGGGGGUGCAGAGACUUUAGUUACUAUGGAGAAUGCAAGAGAAUAUUCUGAAAGGACAAUUAAUUAUUGUCUUGAUAAAGGAAUUUCUAGACAACUGGAAUCAUUCAAAUCCGGCUUCUCGAAGGUCUUCCCGAUGGAGAAACUUCAUGCUUUCAGCCCAGAAGAAAUAAGAGCUAUGCUUUGCGGAGAACAAAAUCCACAAUGGACCAGAGAAGAUUUGCUCAAUUAUACCGAGCCAAAAUUGGGUUACACGAGAGAAAGUCCUGGGUUCCAGAGAUUCGUCAACGUUCUAGUUUCACUGACUGGUCCAGAGAGAAAGGCUUUCUUACAAUUUGCCACUGGAUGUUCAGCUUUACCUCCUGGAGGAUUAUGUAAUUUACAUCCAAGAUUGACUGUAGUGCGAAAAGUGGAUGCUGGUUCAGGUGGUUAUCCCUCUGUUAACACCUGUGUUCAUUAUUUAAAAUUACCGGAGUAUCCUACCGAAGAACAACUUAAAGAAAGACUCUUAGCUGCGACUAGGGAAAGAGGAUUUCACUUAAAUUAAUCUUGUUUCUACCGGGGCAAGGUACUGCGACGAUAAUAUAAUCAGAAAUACUCGCUCUCAAAGUGUGCGAAUUGAACUUUGCUUAACAGAUGGGAUCGUGCAAUCUACGUACGUAAGCAGAGUUUGGCCUUGAUGUUAUUUGAAAAAAACCUAAACCAAUUGUCCAAUAGAAAUCAGUACAGGUUAAAAGAAAGAUUUAAUAUUAAACCUGGAACGGAAACGUGUAUAUCGUAUAAAAUUGUUCGAGUCGACGAGGGUUUUCGAUGUACCACGAAUAUUUGAGCGUGUAAAUUAUGUCUCUAAUACACUUCAAAAGAAAUCUAUAAUGCAACAAGAUAUCGUCGUAUCUCGUUGUCAGUCCAAGAUUCUUUAAUAAUGAACUACUUCUUAAAUCUAUACAAUAAAAUUUAUUACAUAAAUAAUAAAAGAAUUACUUUAUAAUUCGAAAUGUUUGGAGGUUGUCCGUUCCAGGUGUCGGUCAUAUGAUAUAGUAACGAGUUUUGUCCAAUACAAUAGAAAUUGUAUUUUCUCAAGAAACGUAAUUCACGCGAGUGUUUUCAAGUAUAUUUGCUGUCCUUGUGGAACAAGAACUUUACAGUUCCUCAUUUUAGAACGAAUGUUCGUACUGUCUUCUUUGUGAAGUAUUGUUGUGCUUGGAAAGUGAUUCAUAUUAUAAGAAAAAAGAGGCACCUUUGAUGAAAAUUUCUAUUUUCUUUAUCAAAAUGUCUCUGCGGUACACAUACACGUCGUUAUUGAAACGCGCGAGAUGUAAAUCAAAAUUGACUUGUGCAAAGUGCUAAGUUUUUAUUAAUCACAAUGAGAACGAUGUUUUUUAGCAUCUAGACCAAUUUUCACAGCUUCAAAUGCUUGUCCUUUUAACCAAACAUUAGCGCAUCACCAUCCUUAUAAAGACGCACGAGUGUCUUUUUAAAUAUAAGUAAAAAAAAAAAAAAGGCAACAAGAAAGAUAAGAAGUAUAAACGUUUUGAUGAAAGCAUUAUGAAGAUUGGCAAGCUGAGCACUCUGCAUCUUUGUACAAUAUGCUACUUAAUGCUCACUCGAUAAUUAUAAUUAUAGGUGGAAAUCAGUAUACUUGUAAUAAUAGUGUCUAGAAGAAAAGAUAUGAAGAUAAUAUAAAUGUGAAAAAAAGAUUGAUUAAUAAUAUCGAUAUGAGAAAUAGUUACUAUUACUGUAAUAUAAAUUAUUAUUGAUUCUUGGGGAAAAGAAUAAAAGAAAAAAAACGUU